This is a messenger RNA of Microplitis mediator, 2313 nucleotides long. RefSeq names its product putative histone-lysine N-methyltransferase 1. The coding region runs from base 297 to 1907 and encodes 536 amino acids. The transcript is spliced from 4 exons. Gene Ontology annotation, cellular component: nucleus. Gene Ontology annotation, molecular function: cis-regulatory region sequence-specific DNA binding; DNA-binding transcription factor activity. NCBI's taxonomy places the organism in Eukaryota, Metazoa, Arthropoda, Insecta, Hymenoptera, Braconidae. Gene Ontology annotation, biological process: regulation of DNA-templated transcription. The record is from RefSeq and is a predicted model, not a curated record.
AUCGAAAUACGAAACAAACGACGAAGUCCUGUACAGUACGAAGUUGAUCGCGCUGUCAAACUCUUUGAUUCUUCUGAUGAAUUAAUUAAAAUAUAACUUAAUAGUUAAUAAUUCCAUUAAAACUAUUUAUUUUUACUACGUACUCAAUUUACUCUGCUAAAUAAUUUAAUUGAUAAGUGAUUAAGAAUAAAAAUAAAACAAUUACAAUGAUUAAGUAUUAGACAUGCGAAUAUUUUGCGUCAAGGUAUGUCAAAAAACUUUUAAAUGAUAGUUACUAGUGUUAAAAAAGUUAAAAAAUGUUUGUUGAUAGUGAAGAAAUGAUUGGCCCAUCAUCGGGUAUGAGUAAUAUGCCAAAUCGUAAAAUAAACGAAAACACGGUGCGAGUUAAACGUCGAACUUUCGAUGAACUGGACAUCGAAAGUUUUUGCGAAGAAAUAUGUCAGUCGAAUAAAAAGCAUCAUUCAAUGGAAAUAAAUGAUGAUCCAUUGGAUAUUAACAUGACUGAAGUAAAUGCAUCGUCUUUUCCAUUGGUCGCUUCGAUUCAAGACAAUUCAAACACCGGUCCUGUAGCGAGACUUGAAGUCCUUGUAGUCGACGGUACCUGGGACAUGGAAAAUUUUGAAAAAUCCGAUUUUAUUCAACUAGAAUCCUCAGAUAUCAUUGAACCAGAAAUUUUAAAUAACGACGGACAAAAUAUUGCUAAUGAUUUAAAUACUGUACUGUCUUACUGGGAACAAGUGCCAGAUGAACAAGUUAAAAAUAAUAAUAGUAAUAGCAACUCGAGUUCAAAUAAUUUUCAACAAACUUCUUUAGUUAAUAAUAUUAAUCAUAAUAAUAGUAAUAAUAAUAAUAACAAUAAUAAUAAUAAUAAUAUUAAUUGCAACAAUCAGUUGGAUGAAGAGGAUGGAAACCUAUCGUGGCUAUUAGAUUUUAAACUUGACUCAUUAAUUGAAGCACCUGAUGAAAAAAUAAUUACCAAUACUAAAAGCCGUCAACCAUUUAAUUGUACGGACAAUGCAUCAAUGUAUCAGAGUUUAAAAAAAAGUAUUGCUGAUGAAACUGUACAAAAACAAUCAAAUGUUUCAUGUGGAUUAUCCAGCAAUUCAAAAUACUCCGCAGAUCGUUAUGGUGGACUUAAAAAACCGCCUUUUACGUACACUGAAUUAAUAGAGCAUGCUCUGCAAGAACGUGGUGAAUUAACAGUAUCAGCAAUUUAUCAAUGGAUAUCGGAGCAUUUUCCAUACUACAAAACUAAUGAUGAUCGUUGGAAAAAUUCAGUAAGACACAAUUUGUCAAUUAAUCCGCAUUUUCGAAAAGGAUCUAAAGCACCGCAUGGUGCAGGACACUUAUGGACAAUAGCCAAUCGAAAUGAAAUGCGACCUCGACAAUUGUUGACAAACAUUGCCGGAAUAUCAGGACGACCAAUAAAAACUUUUCCAGAUAAUGACACAAAAAAAAAUAAUGUGAUAAUUGAUGAAGUAGCAGCAGCAACCGCAAGUAUAAGUCAACCAGAUAACGUCUUAUCACCAAUAACUCUCGAGCACUGCGCUGAGCAGAUAUUGAAUGGCAUUAAAAAGGAAGUACAGGUGCAGUAUCUAAUGCCAAUAAUGACGACAGUCCAACGAGAUGAUUCAGAGGCUACUGGACACAGACAACUAAAUCACAUUGGAUUCAAUUCAGCGACAAAAGAAACUGGUACCGACUUUUUAAACCCAGUAUCCAAAGAAGUCGUCGCUGAAGAGUGCGGUCUCAUUGGGGAAAGUUAUCUGGUGACAGAUCUAAAUCCAUCAGCUUUGGGUUUGAAUUUUAUAGAACCUGAAACUAUAACGCCAGAUCACUUGUUCGGCGAGGAAUUGAGCUUUCAGUUUUACGAAUUGACUUCACCCUCUCAGCUGCAGUCAGCCUGACAGUCAGAGAAAAAUCAUCUGCGCGUGAUAUUUAUUGAUGGGAGUAAAGUUUUAUCAAAUGUACGAGUUGUCAACAGUGAAACAGUUAAUUCUAAAGAUGAUGACGAUUCAAUAACUCAAUCAACUAGUCAGAGUGUACUUGAUGAAUCAUUGAAAAAUGUCAAUAACAGUUGAUUACAUUUACUAUUAUAAUUAUUGUCAGUGAUGUGACGACUUUAACGUUAUUUUCUGAUUCAAUUGAAAAGAAACAGACCUAUUUAUUUAUCGAAAAAUAUAAUUAUUUGAAAUAUAUUCUUAAUCAUAGUUUUGGAAAUGAUGUUUAUAAUAUUAAUAAUAAUGAUGAUGAAGCUUUAAUCAUUGAAUUUAUCAUAAAUGCUUGAGUGUGUUGAUACGCUGUAAUACUUUA